Molecule: messenger RNA, 1877 nt
Organism: Ilyonectria robusta
Lineage: Eukaryota; Fungi; Ascomycota; Sordariomycetes; Hypocreales; Nectriaceae
Exons: 3
Coding region: 298-1773 (491 amino acids)
Source: RefSeq, a predicted model, not a curated record
CUCGAAGUCGAUCCUGUGAGCGAAGAGGCCUCCUUUAAUUUGCGAGGGCUACACACGAAUCAGCUUCUUCUCACUCUCACUGUCGCUCUCACCCCAACUCUGAAUCUCACCUCACUCACCGACGACAAACUUUCACCAGCGAUCAUGCUUCGCCCUCGCAGCCGACAAUAGACAGUUCCCCGCCCAAGACUUAGUGGGUGCAUCGACAGUCGAGCUCUUCCUUCAGGUUCUGCAACUUCUGGGCUGCCGUAGUGGCUCUUGGUUCUUGGGUCCUGUUGGUAUUCCUAAGUCGUACAAAUGGACUCGGGCCCGCCUAUGAUACUGCCUAAGGGCAUUGUCAUCAACUCUAAAAACAUCUACAAAGAGGUCGCUGACUACGCCGUCGUCCCCCCUGAAAAGGUCUGGGAGUAUUGGCAUGUCUACACCACGACAUAUAAGAGGCUUAAGGAUCCUACUGCUUGUCGGUUAGAGAAUUUCUGGUGGCAUGUUUGGGGCAGCGACAGGAGGCUUCUCAAGGGCAGUACUCUGGCCAAGCUCUAUGAGGACAUCUCGCUUGGGCCAACCUUUGUCCCCCUCAAGGGGCCCCCAAAUCGAUGGGAGGGACCCGAUAUCCCCCCCAUUAUUAGACAGCUCAUGGAAGCGGUCCAGGCCGAGUCAUCUCCACUACCGCCUCCACCAGAGUCCCGCUCUUCGACAAAACCCAGCGAUUCGGUGUUAAGAACCCUAUCUUCCAGCGCAUCGAAGCCUCCUCCUCCGCACCCCAUCUUGAAAAAGGCUCGAGGCCCGUCCUCCUCGGGCCCCCGGCCCACGGCCCGUUUCGUCUCACCACACGAGUCUGCUGAUGAGGAUGAGAUACCGUCUUCGGGGAGCACAGCCGCUACGGCUUCCGAAGCACCGAUCUAUGUGGCUCCUUCGCCUAAAAAGAAGGCUUCUGCCCCCACAACGAAGAAGUUCGUGGGCGUUUCAGCUGCAACCAGGAGAAGGCCAGUGCUGCCCAAACGGCAUUCUCCUGAUGUUAGGUCUCGAGAAUCAGGCUCUUCAAGUGGGUCGCGACAUGCAGGCGUUCAACGCCUUGUAACCCCGAUCACCGAGCAGGAUUCGGAGCCGGUCAGCUCGGCGUCAGAGGACAGCAGCUCAUCUGUCCCACAGGAGCGUCCUGUGAUGAGCCAGAAGGCACUAGGUAAGCAACCUGCCAUCUCACGGCCACCGAUCUCUUUAAGGAAUGGCACACCCAAACAUGGGGCUCCAGCCCCGUCUCAAAUGAAACGACUCCAACCUGUUGAGCACGCGAGACCCAUCCUUUUCCAAACACACUCUCUGGUUGACCUUCCUGGUCACACGAGGAGAAGGGAUUCUUCAGCAUCUCGAUCAACCUUAGGGGUAGGAUCAUUAGAGAGUGGCUCUGGGUUUGAUGGUCCACCUACGAUGGCACGCUCCCUAUCUCAUGGGGGAUAUGACCCUGCCAAGUAUCCAAAUAACCGCCGAUCACCGGGUCUCUUUACGGGGGCGAAAGCAGAGACCACAAAUAUCGAUGUCAAGGGAAUGAUCCUUGAUCAGACCGGCCUAGGCUCCAUGCCUCAGCCAAGCAUGCUAGGCAGCCCCCCGGCCCAUCAUUCCAUCCCAAUCGAGCCCUCUAUUCUCGACUCCCGACUUACACCAACUCAACCCACUACAUCGGCCAGCGUACCUCUCGCACGCACAAAAAGCCAACUGAUGCUCCUCCUCGAGCGCGAAAAAACCAGAAACGGCAGCAAGCCGCGAUCUAAAAACUAGAUUUUUGUUUUUCGCUUAUACCCUCAAAAAUUCCCGCGCUUCGUUUGUACAUGGCCAAAUGCCGCAUGUACUGAGCCGUGGCUGUUUUAUAUGUUUCUUCAGUG